Messenger RNA from Phlebotomus papatasi, 990 nucleotides. It is a transcript of the gene Pex11ab, whose product is annotated as peroxisomal membrane protein 11B. The record is from RefSeq and is a predicted model, not a curated record. Gene Ontology annotation, cellular component: peroxisomal membrane. The coding region runs from base 137 to 823 and encodes 228 amino acids. The transcript has 3 exons. NCBI's taxonomy places the organism in Eukaryota, Metazoa, Arthropoda, Insecta, Diptera, Psychodidae. Gene Ontology annotation, biological process: peroxisome fission; regulation of peroxisome size.
AUUUGUAAAAACUUUGCAGAAGUACAACCGCUUUCCCUCUUCAAACAAGCUCCGAGUCUACAAAAAUUGUUCGAUUUUCCAGUCAUUUCCCGUGGUCAGAAGACAUAGCAUGGUCAGGAGUGUUGAGUGCUAAGGGAUGGAAGUUCUAAUUCGACUGAACAGCCAAACGGCUGGACGUGACAAAUCUGCCAGAUUCAUCCAGUACCUGUGCAAGGCUCUGUGGGACACCCUCGAGUCUAAUGAUGUAAAUAGUCAGUUAAUUGAUCAAUUGAGGACCUUUGAACUCAGCCUCAGCACAUUCCGGAAAACUCUGCGAUUCGGGAAAUGUGUCGAUGUGUUCUAUUCGUCACUGGCCUCCCUCCACCACUCGGAUGCUGUGGUCAGGAUUACUGUGACCUUGAGCCGGCUGGCCAGUUCGAUGUUCCUCUUCUGUGACCACAUCGUCUGGUUCGCCCGGACGGGAUUUGUGAAGAGUGUGAACGUUGAGAAGUGGAACAGAUUGUCCAAUAAGUAUUGGCUCUUUUCCAUGGUGAUGAAUCUGAUUAGAGAUUUCUACGAGAUCAAGCGCCUUCUGCAGAUGCAGCCGCCAAAGAAGAACCCGGAGAAUAAAGUAAGACUGCCCCUGGACACUCUUCGGUGUAUCUGUGACCACAAGGCUGUCAUGUGGGAUACAAUUAAGAAUGUAUGUGACUUGUUCAUUCCUUUAAAUGGGUUGGGUAUCGUUCGGUUGAAUCCCAGGACAAUUGGGCUUCUGGGAUUGAUCUCAUCUCUGGCUGGGCUCGUGGCUCUGAUUGAGCCAACGGCAAAACUUUCACCGGCUUGAGGCACAAGGUUCGCGGAAUAUGGUAGGUAGCUAAAGACGACUUUUCUAUGUGGGCCAAAGGUUAAUGAGGAAUUAUUAGCAUUUUAUCACUCUGUGUGAGUUCUUUCAUUUGGUGUGACUGUAAAAUCGUUGAGAUUUCCACAAAAUAAAUUAUUUUGUUAAAUAUA